GUGAGACAGUCAACAACUAGAAAACUGAAUAUCGUAUAUGGGACUUGUUAGAUUUUUGGAGCGAACAGCGGUGUUGUUUAUUUUGCUCUAAUUUCACGCACUUUUUAAAUUUCGCCAAGGAAGAGUUUAAAUCACCGCGUUCCAGAUUAAGCUGCUGAAGUACAGGUGGAGAAGAGAAACUAUGGAUGUGGCGUAUCUGCUGUGUUUGGCGUUGACCGUGGGUGCGUGGCUUGCCUCCGCAGAGAGACACAGCGUGUAUUGGAACAGCUCGAACCCAAACUUCCUGUGGGAUGAUUAUACUGUGGAAGUGCACAUCAAUGACUAUCUGGACAUCAUCUGCCCCCACUACACCCACGAAGAAGUGUCACCGCAUGCAGCUGAACGUUAUGUGCUGUACAUGGUAGAGAAGGAGGACUAUGAGGUGUGUAAGCCUCACUCUUUCGAUCAGCUCCGCUGGGAGUGCUCGCGGCCCUUCGCUCCCCAUGCUCCAGAAAAAUUCUCUGAGAAGUUCCAGCGCUUUACACCCUUCACACUUGGCAAAGAGUUCAGGCAGGGGGAGAGCUAUUACUAUAUCUCCAAGCCAAUGCAUCAUCAUGGCAAAGAUUGUCUGAAACUGAGGGUGGAUGUAAUCGGGCAUAAAGACUCCAGAAAGAAUCACCUAGACAAAUCCAAGGCAGAGGAGACAGGAAAGGGUUUAGAUGGAGAGAAAAUGAAGUUCCUUGCUGCUGGAGGAGUUCACAACCCCUCAAACAGGCUUCCAGCAGAUGACCCUGAUGUGAUGCAGCCAAACGUCCAGAGAAGCAUAGGCAGCUCUGCAGCACAGCUGGUGUCUCUGUCGCUCUCCUUUACCAUGAUUCCAGUCUUAUUCACCCUGAUGCUACACUGAGGCCCAUCAUGACACCAAGAAACAGAGACAGUUUUUACCUGAUGCUGGUCAUUAGGACAUGAUCACUCAAGAUUCUUUUUUUUUUUUUCUAACAAGAACUUGUUUUAUACGAACAUGGAUGUGUGUGUGUGUUGGUCAGUGUGUUUUUUUGAUGUGUUUGUGUGAAUGUGGAGCGUGGAUCACUCCAAAGAAGAGGACCUCAAAGACUGUUUUUUCUUACUUUAUGAAUGAGGAUGGAAAUUCUCAGUUUUGACCAUUUACGAUGCACUCUUCUUUUCAGACGUAACGAACAAGAAAUUUAAGCAAAAUGAUCAAAAUAUAAGUUAAAAAUUAUGGUAACAUUACAUUACCGUCACCAUCGUGUUUCAGGGGUUCAUAUCAUUGGUACAGCUGUUUGUUAUUUUACCGAAGGUUCACUUGUUUUUCUUCCUCUACAUGUAGAGAAAUAAUUGCUUUUGUGUAUUGUUAUUGGCUACUGCCAAAGUGGUAUAUAUAAUGUAGGAUAUUUGUCAUGUUGUGUAGCACUCAGCUCCUGGUUAUAAUUCUUAAUGAGAAACAGUAGUCAAAAUUCAAGCCAGAAGUCUUUAUUCAUUUAUUUUUGGCAAUUAAAUCCUGUUUUUUUUUUCUUACUGUGUUUAAGAAGGAAAAUGAUCAUUUAAACCUAUCAGAAGUAUUAGGAUUCUUUAAAAGGUCUUAUUUCAUGUCAGCCAAUUAGAUGCGCUUACAAGAUUUAGAGUCAAAUAUCCAAAACGUACAGGAGUUUUAAGAGCUGAGCUUCAUCAGUGCUGCAUCUUGUUCACUCAUUUCUACUGUGUUGAUGGUAUCAUGGUACACUGGUUGAUGUUAGCAGAUGUCAUCCCUCUUACAUGUCAUCAAACCUCAAACUGAAGGGGCUUCCCCAGAAUAAUUUGUUUUGUUUUUUUUUGUUAAAUGUAUUUGCAUCCAUUUUUUUGUGUUUAUAUGUAAAUUUGUACAGAAAAAAAAUAGCGAAAACUAUAAAAAAGUGUUUUAAGAUGUGAAAAAUCUUU
This is a messenger RNA of Melanotaenia boesemani (Boeseman's rainbowfish), 1914 nucleotides long. RefSeq names its product ephrin-A1b (gene efna1b). The record is from RefSeq and is a predicted model, not a curated record. Gene Ontology annotation, cellular component: plasma membrane. Gene Ontology annotation, biological process: axon guidance; ephrin receptor signaling pathway. Gene Ontology annotation, molecular function: ephrin receptor binding. The transcript is spliced from 4 exons. The coding region runs from base 182 to 886 and encodes 234 amino acids. Lineage: Eukaryota; Metazoa; Chordata; Actinopteri; Atheriniformes; Melanotaeniidae.